AAAAAUCUGAACCAAACUCAAUUUUCCAGGGUGCUGACCGGAUCGUUUGACAAAACGGCGCGGAUAUGGUCGCUGGACAACGGGGGCGAAUGCUUAUGCACCAUGCGUGGACAUUCAGCCGAGGUAGUCGCGGUGGCCGUUUAUCAGCCCACGCAGACAAUAGCCACUUCGUCAAUGGACCAAACAACCAAGCUGUUCAGCAGCGUUACAGGCCAAAACGUUGCCACGUUGAGGGGACAUAAUGGCGAAGUGGUAGUCAAUCAGUUUAACGGUGAUGGGUUGACGGUGAUCACUGGUUCAUUUGACAACACAAUCAAAAUUUGGGAUGUCCGCACUUCCAA
Messenger RNA from Diuraphis noxia (Russian wheat aphid), 341 nucleotides. RefSeq lists its product as uncharacterized. Gene Ontology annotation, molecular function: protein binding. NCBI's taxonomy places the organism in Eukaryota, Metazoa, Arthropoda, Insecta, Hemiptera, Aphididae. The record is from RefSeq and is a predicted model, not a curated record. Gene Ontology annotation, cellular component: COPI vesicle coat. Gene Ontology annotation, biological process: endoplasmic reticulum to Golgi vesicle-mediated transport; retrograde vesicle-mediated transport, Golgi to endoplasmic reticulum; intra-Golgi vesicle-mediated transport.